Suillus paluster is the source of this 567-nucleotide messenger RNA. RefSeq lists its product as uncharacterized. The transcript is spliced from 4 exons. The record is from RefSeq and is a predicted model, not a curated record. Gene Ontology annotation, molecular function: monooxygenase activity; iron ion binding; oxidoreductase activity, acting on paired donors, with incorporation or reduction of molecular oxygen. Bases 1 to 567 code for a protein of 188 amino acids. NCBI's taxonomy places the organism in Eukaryota, Fungi, Basidiomycota, Agaricomycetes, Boletales, Suillaceae.
AUGGAUGGGGCAGCAAUGCUUGCAUUCGCAUACCUGCUGACCUUGACCUGUGACCUCGACGGCUUGGGCAGUAGUAGCACAACUGAGUUGAGCGCCGGUACUCGUACCAGUUCUAGCACACGCAGUGGGAGUACCUAUGACAAUGUCGUCAAUUACAUGCAUCCCUUCGUCGCACUAUAUUUGCAACUAUUAGAAGAUGUUCGACUUGACAUUUGGAUUCAAGGAGCCUUUGUCGCUCUCGCUCUGGCAGGCAAGGUCCUCCGCGCUAAGAUACGCCCAAAGCCACGCCUGCCUCCUCCUCCUCCUGGUCCCCCUGGACACUGGUUGUCCGGAACUCCCCCACCAAGAGCCAACCAAUAUCAGCAGUUUGCAGAAUGGAUCAAUACCUAUGGACACGUCAUCUCGCUUCGGAUCGGGCCUAAGAUCAUGGUCAUCAUCGGCAGACAUCAGGAAUCUGUUGACAUGAUGAGGAAACAAGGCGGUCUGCUAGCAGGCCGUCCUUGUGCAGUUGCUGCAGGAGAGAUCUUGUCGCGCGGGCUGCGUUCACACAAGGCAAGUCUCCCGUAG